GGAGCAAAUGCAAUACAACAACAUCACAAAGACAUCCCCCAGAGACAAACGCACAAGACAAUAUGGUACUCCCCAAGCACACAGGAUUACUCAAGACAAGACAUGGGGAGGUACCAAAUUGGCACAAACAUGAUGUUCAUUCAAGAGGAUAAAACAUCAUCGACCCAGAUCAACAAAGUGGCAGGUGCACCUCACAAAUCCAUCAGAGGGGACAGAACAUACUUUGAAAAUGAAGAGCAAUUGCUGGCGUGCUUCAGCUUGCCGCAAAAAGAACAUGGGACAUGCAGAACAAUAAGAGCACAGACAAAUAAAGAGCCCAGGAGAAGAAUUUAG
Ilex paraguariensis (yerba mate) is the source of this 333-nucleotide messenger RNA. Lineage: Eukaryota; Viridiplantae; Streptophyta; Magnoliopsida; Aquifoliales; Aquifoliaceae. The record is from the annotation of a GenBank genome assembly.